Messenger RNA from Syngnathus typhle (broad-nosed pipefish), 2081 nucleotides. RefSeq names its product angiopoietin-like 3 (gene angptl3). The record is from RefSeq and is a predicted model, not a curated record. Gene Ontology annotation, biological process: phospholipid catabolic process; triglyceride homeostasis; cholesterol homeostasis. The transcript is spliced from 7 exons. NCBI's taxonomy places the organism in Eukaryota, Metazoa, Chordata, Actinopteri, Syngnathiformes, Syngnathidae. The coding region runs from base 108 to 1538 and encodes 476 amino acids.
ACACCAUGCUGCUCUGAGAUUACGUGUUGGAAGUCUGGUCAGAAGAUAGAAUGAAGAGAGUCUUCCCGGUGCGUUAAGAGAACAAGUAGUAUCAAAAAGGUGACAUCAUGAUGCAGUUGUUGCUGUUACUGCUGCUAGCCACUUCCAGCGCUGGCGUUCCCCUGGAAACCUCGGGUCAAGAGGACAUUUUUCAAACGCCUUCUUCCGAAAGCCUUGCAACAGCAGCAAGUCCAACGGAAGCAAAGUCCCGCUUUGCCAUGCUGGACGACGUGCGCCUACUCGCAAACGGCCUCCUUCAGCUGGGCCAAAGCUUACGGGAGUUUGUGCACAAGACCAAGAACCAGAUCAAUGACAUCUUCCAAAAAUUGAAUAUUUUUGACAGGUCCUUUUACCAACUUUCAGUGGUCACAUCCGAAAUCAAGGAGGAAGAGGCCGAACUGAAGAGGACAACCAGUGUGUUGAAGACAAACAAUGAGGAGAUCAAAAACCUGUCUCUGGAAAUCAACUCCAAGAUCAAUAACAUUGUGCAGGAGCGUGCACAGCUACAGGGCAAGGUGGGAAGUCUUGAGGAGAGGUUGAAGGGACUGUCGGAGCAUAUGCUCUCUCCUGAUCAGCUCAGAGAAAUCAAAGCGCUCAAGGAAGUGAUUGAAACUCAGGAGAAAACCAUCUCAAGACUCCUGAGGGCUGUGCAGGAGCAGCACGAGCAGCUCGACUAUCAGAAAGUCAAGAUUAAGAAUAUGGAGGAAAAGCUUAACGAUGACAGUGUCCAAGACACGGCCGCCAAAGUCGUGGAUUUGGAGACGGCGCUUCCAGAUACUACCUUUGAAUACGUGACAAGAAAUGCAUCUGAUUUGGAUGACAACGAUUUGCCCAUUGACUGCGCAGAGUUAUUUGAAAGGAAGGAGAACAAGAGUGGCGUCUACAUCAUCCAGCCAAAACAAUCGGAGCCUUUCAACGUUUAUUGCCAAAUGGGUUCCGAUGGAGGUUCAACUGUGAUCCAACGGAGGAGGGCCGAUGGCUCAGUGGAUUUUGACCAGACAUGGCAAAAGUAUGAGAAAGGCUUUGGCCAUCUAGAAAAGGAUUUCUGGUUGGGCCUGGAGAAGAUCCAUAGCAUUCUAAAACAAGGAAUGUACAUCUUGAAAAUGGAUUUGGAAGACUGGAAGGAGGACAAACACUGGGCAGAGUACCGCUUCUCCUUAGAUGAUUCCACUGAGCACUAUGCACUCCAUCUUACCCACUUCUCGGGUGACCUGGUCGACGGCAUGGCCAACAGUUCCGGUGUGCCAUUCUCCACCAAAGAGCAAAAUAAUGGCAACCCGCAAGCCCCUAACUGUGCACGCGACCACACAGGUGGUUGGUGGUUUACUGGAUGUGGAGAGAACAACCUUAACGCAAGGUAUCAAUGGGAGAGAGCUAAGGGACGUUCAGCGAGAAGAAGGGCUCUCCACUGGAAACCUGGCAACGGCUCAGCAUAUUCCCUCAAGAUGACCGAGUUGUCCAUUCGGCCUGCGCCAGCAACUGCUGAAGAUUUCAACUGAAACACGACUGGCCUUUUUCCAUGAAGCACUAUGACACACCCACCACUCGAGCGACAUUGACAUGUAUGCUUAUCCACGACACUAUCUAUUAAGUUCAAAAACAUUUGGGGAAAGGCUUUUCAGUGAACACCAAGGCUCUAUCGAAUUGACUUUGUUGCCAGUGGCACAAAGCAAAAGAUGACAGCCAAGUGAAAGUUAGGAUUUGAGACGGUGUUUUAGUGACAGGAUGUGUUUGGCUUUAUGUUUGCCCAUUGUUUUGUUUUCCUCACUAAAGUAUUUAAACCAUGCACCUGCUACUUUGGUACGUUAUCUGCUAAGACAGACAUUCUAUAUUAUUGGGUCACAUUGACUCCUGUCCACUGUGCACAAAUAUUCUGUAAAUGUGCUUCAUCACGUCCUACACAAGAGUUCCAAAAGCUCAUCGCGUAAUAAACGAGAAGAUCAAUGUGACAUUGAUGAUCUCAACGAUGACAAACAAUGGAUGAAGCUUUGCCUGUAUGACAUAUAAUGCUUGAAAAUCAAAAUAAAAAGAAGGCACGUUGA